Molecule: messenger RNA, 3858 nt
Organism: Fopius arisanus
Lineage: Eukaryota; Metazoa; Arthropoda; Insecta; Hymenoptera; Braconidae
Product: probable phospholipid-transporting ATPase IIB
Exons: 2
Coding region: 291-3638 (1115 amino acids)
Biological process (GO): retrograde vesicle-mediated transport, Golgi to endoplasmic reticulum; phospholipid translocation; endocytosis
Cellular component (GO): trans-Golgi network; endosome; plasma membrane
Molecular function (GO): ATPase-coupled intramembrane lipid carrier activity; magnesium ion binding; ATP hydrolysis activity
Source: RefSeq, a predicted model, not a curated record
GUGCAUAACGAAGAGACUCGUGCUAUUUCGUUGAUACGUCUUGCAUAAUUAAUUCUUGAACAAUUGAACAAUUGGAGUGUCUCAGACACAUCUGUGGGUGGAAUCCUUGUGAAUUGAGAAACUGGGAUCAUCUUGGUGUCAACAUUUUGGAGCAGUGGAGCAGUGGCGUCUCUGGAGAUGUGCUCUAAUAGCUGAUGAUGUUCUGAAUGUUCGGUUUUUUCACUUGGUUAAUGGAUUAUUGGAUUCAUCUCUGAGGAAUGUGAACGGUUCAUCUUGGAAUUGUGGAAAGAAUGAGGUUAGAGGAGAUGCCACUGCGACUCAGCUCGGAUGAUCACAAUUUUGAAAUGGACGAGGAGACCGACUACCUUCUGCAGCCCUCCGACGAGAAUCUCCGACCUAUUAUCAAGAGAAAUAGGAGAAUUAAUGCUUGCACUGGUUUUUUAAAAUAUUUCCUCUGUGGGUGUUGCAGCUGGAUGUGGAGACGAUGUUGCCGAGAGCGAGAGCUCAGGGCCAGAACGAUUCACAUCGGAAAACCGAUGUGCGAAAAAUUUCCCACGAAUGUCAUCAGGAAUCAAAAAUACAACAUCAUCACUUUUCUACCAUUUGUUCUCUUUCAACAAUUCAAAUUCUUCCUCAACCUCUACUUCCUGAUAAUGGCUAGCUCACAGUUCAUUCCGGAGAUCAGGAUUGGGUACUUGUACACCUACUGGGGACCACUUUGCUUCGUUCUGGCUGUGACAAUCUGUCGUGAAGCAGUCGAUGACUUUCGUCGGUACAAACGAGACAAGGAAGUCAAUGGCCAGAAAUACAAUCGUCUUGUCAGAGGUUCAGACGUGCCGGAGUUGGUGCCCAGCUCUAAACUCAAGGUCGGUGACAUGAUAAUUGUGGAGAAGGGACAGCGGGUUCCAGCGGACCUGGUGCUGCUACGGACGACUGAGAAAUCGGGGGCUUGCUUCGUGAGAACCGAUCAGCUCGAUGGAGAGACUGAUUGGAAGCUGCGACUCACCAUACCAGCGACCCAGAAGUUGGAGAGCGAUUCGGAAUUGUUUGAUAUCAAGGCGAAUCUGUACGUGGAGAAGCCUCAGAAGGACAUCCACAGUUUCAUAGGGACCUUCACGAGAGAGCACGGAGUGGAGUUCAUUGAGGAGAGCCUAGGGGUGGACAACACUCUUUGGGCAAAUACUGCUGUGGCAUCUGGAUCAGCUCUUGGUGUGAUCGUGUACACGGGACAGGAGACGAGGUCCUUGAUGAACCACUCAGCCCCUCGAUCGAAAAUUGGACUCUUGGAUCGAGAAAUUAAUCAACUGACAAAAGUCCUCUUCGCUGCUGUCAUUGGUCUCGCUCUCGUCAUGAUGUGCCUCAAGGGAUUCAGUGGUCCCUGGUACAGAUAUAUGUUCCGAUUUAUCCUCUUGUUCUCCUACAUAAUCCCCAUAAGUCUUCGCAUCAACCUUGAUAUGGGAAAAACGUUCUACGCGUGGUGCAUACAGAGGGAUAAGGAAAUCAGUGGAACUGUCGUCAGGACCACUACAAUACCCGAAGAAUUGGGGCGAAUCUCGUAUUUAUUGAGCGACAAAACAGGAACAUUAACCCAAAAUAAAAUGGUCUUCAAGAAGCUGCAUCUGGGAACGGCUUCCUAUGGACAGGAGUCCUUUGACGAGAUCUCUACUGUCUUGAAGAAUUACUAUCCAGGAGAGGGAGAGGGAAAUGCCGAAGAUAGGGAAGUGAAAAGGAAAAGAAAUAUUCAAAAUACUCCGGGGAUAUCUGGAAAGGUCAGAAGGUCCGAGAGUACGAGGAUCUACGAGGCUGUGCAUGCCCUAGCUCUCUGUCACAAUGUCACUCCUGUCUACGACGCCACUACAACUGCUGUCAAUGAUGACACUAGUGUCACCACUGUGGAAACUCUGGAGACGGGUUCAAUUCAGAGUCAGACAGAGUCAGAUCAGCAUUUUUAUAAUUUCGAGCAGACGAGGAAUUAUCAGGCCUCUAGUCCCGAUGAAGUUGCUCUGGUUAAAUGGACAGAGGAAGUCGGUUUGACUCUCUUCCAGAGGGAUUUGAAUACCAUUCAGUUGAAAGCUGUCAAUGGAGAGCUCAUGAGCUACACGAUCCUUCAGAUUUUUCCUUUUACGUCGGAAACCAAGAGGAUGGGAAUUAUCGUUCGAGAUGAGUCGACUAAAGACAGGGAGAUAACGUUUUACCUGAAGGGAGCUGACGUCGUCAUGUCGGGAAUUGUUCAGUAUAACGAUUGGCUCGAUGAGGAGUGUGGUAAUAUGGCCAGAGAGGGUCUUAGGACCCUAGUCGUCGCUAAGAAGAGUCUCACUGAGGAGCAGUACACGGAUUUUGAGACCAAGUACCACGCUGCGAAGUGUGCAGUCAAUGAUAGGCCCUCCCGGGUGGCUGCUGUCAUCGAAAGCCUGGAGAGGGAAAUGGAGCUCCUCUGUGUCACCGGUGUUGAAGAUAGAUUGCAGGACAGGGUGAGACCCACCCUCGAGCUUCUGAGAAAUGCUGGGAUCAAGAUAUGGAUGCUGACUGGGGAUAAACUGGAGACUGCUACCUGCAUUGCCAAGUCCUCCAGGCUCGUGUCGAGGACUCAAGGACUCCAUAUAUUUAAGAAUGUCGUUACGAGGACUGACGCACACCUGGAACUCAAUACAUUCAGAAAAAAACAGGACUGUGCUCUUGUCAUUAGUGGAAACUCUUUGGACGUCUGUCUACAGUACUAUCAAACAGAGUUCAUGGAGCUGGCCUGUGGCUCCCCAGCUGUCGUGUGCUGUAGGUGCUCUCCAACUCAGAAAGCUGAGGUUGUGACUUUAAUUAAGAGUCACACUGACAAGAGGACUGCUGCUGUUGGCGAUGGGGGAAAUGAUGUUUCUAUGAUUCAGGCCGCUGAUGCUGGCAUUGGAAUUGAGGGGCUGGAGGGACGACAGGCUUCGCUUGCUGCUGAUUUCUCCAUCUGUCAAUUCAAUCAUCUUGCCAAUCUCUUGCUUGUCCAUGGCCGGAGGAGCUACAAGAGAUCUGCAGCUCUCUCCCAAUUCGUCAUUCAUAGGGGUCUUAUAAUUUCAACAAUGCAAGCAGUUUUCUCUGCUGUUUUCUAUCUGUCGUCUGUUGCACUUUAUCAGGGAUUCCUCAUGGUUGGGUAUGCCACGAUCUACACUAUGUUCCCAGUAUUCUCUCUGGUACUGGAUAAGGACGUGUCUAGGGGGGUCGCCAUCAAGUAUCCGGAGCUGUACAAGGACCUCAGCAAAGGCAGAUCUCUGUCGUACAAGACAUUCUUCAUGUGGGUUCUCAUCAGUAUUUAUCAGGGUGGUGUCAUCAUGUAUGGAGCGCUCAUCAUGUUCGAGGAUGAGUUUAUUCAUAUCGUUGCCAUCAGCUUCUCAGCUCUUGUUCUCACUGAAUUGAUCAUGGUUGCUCUGACUAUCAGGACUUGGCAUCACAUCAUGGUUAUCGCUGAACUUACUUCUCUCGCCCUUUAUUUACUCUCACUAUUCGUUCUCAAAGAUUACUUCGAUGCUGAAUUCAUCACCACUACUGACUUCUUCUGGAAGGUUCUUGUUAUUACGUUGGUAUCGUGCCUUCCUCUCUAUGUACUCAAAUUUCUGAGGAAGAAAUUCUCACCCCCGAGUUACACUAAGUUGUCGUAAUUUCGUUUAUGUAUAUAACGAUAUGUAAAUUAUUUUUUAUAGUCAAGUAUGAAUAAGUAUUAUGGAAUUCAAUCCAGGGAAAUGAAAUUUACAAAGGAUGAGUGGAAUUUGUUUUUGUUGAGACCCAGACUUUUACGAAAAUUCCCUUUUUCUUAAUUUUGUUGGAUGAAGAAAUGAGAAAUGUUUGUAAUUGGUGGAAUAAAUUAUUCUCUGAGGAGUA